AUGUUGAGAAACUGUCGAGACUGUUUCAUGGUACAGGACGGAGUCGUGAGCAGAGACGAGGAGCCAGCACCGCCUCGCAGAGUCACAAUCCGUCGGCGGAAGAAACCGACACCAGCACCGGAAUCCUUCACGGAACGAGUCAAUCAAGGCGACGCAGGAGCAGAAGUGAGUCCUGACGUUGCAGUGACCCCUCGACCACUCCAGAACGCCGCGGUCGUCACUGACACCAGCCUUUAUCCGACGCUCCAAGGCCCUGUGACUCAGCCACCGGGAAAUUUCAUGUUCAUGAGAAUCGGUGGAUAUGGCUUCGACAACGGUGACGUCCCGAAAGGCAUCGAGCCACCGAAAGAAAUGCUGCCCGAACUCGUUCCUGCCGGAGUUCGUGUCAGAACUCCCUCCGGCGUCGUCGUUUCGGUCCGAGGCAGACCAGGACUUUACGGCAUACACCCGACACCGGCACCCGAUAUCAAUCACGGGCCGCGCAAGCCAGCACCGAAACCAGAGAUUGUUUAUCUGACGCAGACCCGACCCAUUACAACGAGAGCCCCGACAAUCAGUCCCGCCGCUCCGCAGGUGAAUCGAGCUCCUCCAACAACCUUCGUUCAGGAUGUCAGAAGACCAAGCCAAGUCCAGGAAGGAGCGUCCCCACCGCGCCCAAUACCGCCAACCCUAAGGGCUCCUCAAGGCUUCAUUCAGAGUCCGCCGGCUCGCCCCCUACCACGGGGCAGGGACUCGCAGUUCGCUUCGCGGCCGAUCGUCAAUCCAGCCAACGAGCCACAAGCGAUUCGAAAUCCCCCUCAGAUCUUCGUUGAACAGGCCCCUCCAAGAUUUCGGCCAGUAAGUGUUGUCGUGGAUGGGCCACCGAUUUUCCAAGUUCCUCCUUCGGGUCAAUUCGGCCAAAGACUUCGACCACUGACCCCUCAGGGUCCCGUACAAGUUGUUGCAGAGUCCCCUCGGUUCGCCCCACAAGCUCCUCGACGACCCCAACUGACUGACCGCGCACAGAUCCCGAUCGCGGUAACCCCGAAUGAUAUUAGGCGGCCGACGGCAACGCCGAACUCUUACGUCAUUCAAGGACAGCAACCCGUUUCAUUCGUCGCUAGCAGGCCCAACGCUAUUCCGGAACUCACGAGAAUCGUCGAACCCCACCUGGUCGUGCAAGAAGGCGGUCCACGCGCUCAGUCGCCCGAAGUAUCGAUCGGACCUUCGAUCUCCUUCACACCAAAAGUUAUCGCUCAGGCGACGCCCGCCACGGAGCCAAUAGACAUCAAAGAGCCCAGCCCGAUAAGGAUCACCGGUGCCGAUGGUCUACGACCGGGCACCAUUGUCGAGCAACCUCUGAUCACGUCAGGCCCAGAAGUCACGUAUUCGCCACAAGCACCAGGACCUCGGCCCCUAUCGGCACCGCCUUCACCUCAAUCGGUUCCUCAAGUUGUGCUGGUCCAUCAAUCGCCAGUGAGAGAAUUCGUGAAUCUGCAGCCAGCCAAGCUCUAUGACACGCCGAUCCCGCAGUCACCGCAGAUCGUUUACGGACAGCCAGAACCCCCCUCGAAUGUUCAGAUACAGCGUCUUGUCCCGGUCCAACCGGAGACGAUACAACAGAAUGUCGUUCCCGUACGGCAAAGGGUGGUUCUGCCACCGCCAUCUGCUAUUCCCCAGAACGUUGGUCGAUAUCGCACAGAGAGUCCAGAAAACGAUCGGGGGAUCAUCGUCGGGCCCGGAGCUCCCGACGGACCGCGAGCGCCGAUCGUCCGUACCCGACUGAGUGUUGCUCCCACCCCGCAACGUGUUCCCACAACCGGGCCCGACACUGUGACGGUACCGUCUAGCGUUCCCGCGAUAACGAGAGAAAAACUCCAGCCUGUCGCACCUCUUGUCCAGAAAACAGUGUCCGUCCCACCUGCGAAUGGUGCGUCCAGCCAGGACGCACCGCCAGAGAAACCCAGCGGCUUCAGUUUCAUGCGUCUCGGAGGCUUCGGUUUCGAUAACGGAGUCAUACCGGAGAGAUUCAAUGUCGCUCCAGCCAAAGAGAUGUUGCCUGAGCUUGUCCCCGCAGGAGUUCGGGUCAGGACACCAUCCGGGGUCGUGGUCUCUGUGAGAGGCCGGCCCGGUCUCUACGGAAUCCAUCCGACACCACCGCCGGACAGCUCUUUCGGACCAACCAGGAAGCCACCGCGACCAGAGAUUGUGUACUUGAACCAGCAGACCGCCCCGCCGAAGCCGGUCGCUGUCGUGACACCGGCUCCAGUGGUGUCCGACGUUCCGGUCCGCUAUGACGUUCCGGUCCAACAACGGCCAGCCAGAGUUCCAGCGAACUCGAUCAAUAUUGUUGAGCAGCCGCGGAGGUUCGUUCAGAUUCUGGAAUCACCUCCUCGGGUAGUUACGCAAGUGAGCCGAGUGGAGCAACCGCGGAGGUUCGUUCAGAUUCUAGAAUCACCUCCCCGGGUAGUCACUCAAGUGAGCCGAGUGGAGCCACAGCCAGUUCGGUCACCGGUUUCGCCCUAUCGAGUCGUUCAACAAGUUCCGCGAAUCGUCACUGUGACCCAGAAUCGGCCCGCUACGCCUACACGGAGUCUUGAGACCACGCUUCUGACAAAUCGGCCACAAGCGCCCCGAGCUCCACCACGUGUCCAGCCCCAGGUGGAACUUCAACGUAUCAACACUCUCACUCCACAGUCGCCUCCUGAAAGGAAAACUAGCGCUCCGACGGGAUCCGGCGGUUACGGCAACGAUCUGAGCGAUUUUGAGGAUUUCGAACUUCCCUCAGAUCGGACGACCGGGCCCGCGAGUAAGACGACCCGAGUAUCGAGCGAGGCCAUCUCCGGCGAUCCCAGGGUAGCCGCGGAGACUCGAACCCAGAUUGAGAAUCCGUACGGAGUCAAUUUGUCGUCCAACGGAUCGGAUGGACCCGUGAGAGUCGUUAUUGGGAACAUCGAUGAAGGGCCUUAUAAUUUCCACCAUCGUCACACUCACGGCAAUGGGUUCGCUUUCGUGAAGCUCGGCGUUCCCUCUUAUCAGAAGAUGGAAGCCGAUGCUGUCGCUGCACUUGAGCCCGCAGUCUCUUCUCAACAAACUACGAGAGAGGAUCUUGGCGGUGCUCCCGUGAAGAAAUCCAGAAAGAAGAGUUCCUAGGACACGUGGCGCCGCCUGGAGCCCAGUUCGCG
This is a messenger RNA of Galendromus occidentalis (western predatory mite), 3164 nucleotides long. Its product is annotated as proline-rich extensin-like protein EPR1. Bases 1 to 3132 code for a protein of 1043 amino acids. Lineage: Eukaryota; Metazoa; Arthropoda; Arachnida; Mesostigmata; Phytoseiidae. The transcript is spliced from 6 exons. The record is from RefSeq and is a predicted model, not a curated record.